Messenger RNA from Amoebophrya sp. A25, 1316 nucleotides. The record is from the annotation of a GenBank genome assembly. NCBI's taxonomy places the organism in Eukaryota, Dinophyceae, Syndiniales, Amoebophryaceae.
GCUGCAGCUUCUAUUUGACAAUGAAUUGCGGAUUGCUGAUCUCGCCAUUGCAAGACUUGAUCAUCCAUCCGCUGUGCUAUUUGGAGUUCGAAAAUCAAACUCCAUGUUCAUUCGGCUCCUUGUCCUCGCAUAUGCGGUUAUCUUAAUAGUUUAAACCAAGCUAUAUCCUCCACCUUGCCUUCAAGGACAAUGCAACUCCUAAUUCAUUAUCGUCCUUGACCUUCAGUAGAAUUUUACCUUCAAGCCGAUACGAAAUCAUCCUAAAAAAAGCUGGAAUGAAAAUGACUUUGGUGAAGUGACUUCCUGACUCAUUGAUGAUCAUGAUGCUUCUUUCGCAACACAAAUUUUCAUAUUAGAUAGUGGGUCCCCUAUCCAUCUUCUUGAUAACAACUACGUGAACGUGCACAACAAUAACAAGAUACUUUUGGGAUGUUGACGAUAACAGUACUACAUUUCUAGAAAUUGAACAAAUAGAACUACAAGUCGCAUGAUAGUAUGGUAAAAUUCGCCUUGAUGUUGGCACCAUCUGCUUCUAAAGUAUUUUCGGGAGAUUGAACCGACACCGUUGGUAAAAAUAGUGCAUGCACCCUCACAUCGACAUCUUCAUCAUUCAGUAGGAACCUAAUUAAUUUUGAUGAAUAAGAGUUGCAUAUUGUUCAUCCCGGUGUAGUGGAAAGGAACUGGACGAGUCAUGGUCCAUGAGAGCGCAGGGUCGGAAUGCGAUUACCUUCUCGGAUAAGGACAAGCUCAUAAUUGCAGGUUGUGUACUAGAACAAAGACAAGCGGUUGUACUAGAACAAGAUGCCAGCUCUUGUCUCUUAUGGAUGAUGAUCAUGAUGAGCAAAGCAAAGAUAAUUAUCUAACUGUAGUGAUCAUGCCUUCGCCUUGGCCUUCGGAUUCGACGAUUCAUAAAAAAAGGAUGCCUGAUGCUGAUAUCGUUCCUAUUCAUAAAAGAAACAGCGAGUACAUGUACAUGAUCAUCAUGCUUGGUCUUGUAUCCAACUUCUCUUCAUCAUACAAUCAACGUCACUUCGACUUCUUCCUCAUACAUAAUACUAGACUUAAGCGCCCGACAGCUCUGCCUUCACUAGAAUCCUCCGCGACCUCCUUCAAGCGCUUCCUCCAUCAGUGCGCGCCUCCUUUGCUGCUCUUCAGCCUGAUCAUGGUGCUGACCUGGCGGAGAUGAUGCGCGGGAGAGGAGUCGGAGCAGAGACGCCGAGGCAUUUAAAAGACCAAAGCGCACAGUCAAGCUCUUGGAGGCGAAUUUUUGGAGUUUCUUUUUUUUUGGAUAGAAUUAUAAUUAUUUAAAGUUCUCG